This is a messenger RNA of Ostrea edulis (European flat oyster), 1151 nucleotides long. Its product is annotated as transmembrane protein 177-like. The coding region runs from base 122 to 1066 and encodes 314 amino acids. NCBI's taxonomy places the organism in Eukaryota, Metazoa, Mollusca, Bivalvia, Ostreida, Ostreidae. The record is from RefSeq and is a predicted model, not a curated record. The transcript is spliced from 3 exons.
ACGACUUAACUAUUAAAUAAGAAAGGAAAGUCGGUGGUGAUCGAACGACGGCAAGGUUGCUUGUGUAACGAUGUAAUCUAUGCUUGUAUUUUCAGUUUAUAAGAAAAUAUAGGAAGAAGACAUGAGUCGGUGGAGUAAAUUCCUCCUGGAAUGGAACAAGGUUAUUGUUGGGUCUAUUUUGACUGCCGGCUCCCUUGCAGAACUCUUCUGUUUCUGCUCGCCAGAGACACUGUUUCUGAAGCAGUACAAAUACUUGAUGACAUACAAGGAAAUGGAAGAGCCUUAUCCACUUACCUCAAAAGUGGAUCAGGCUAAAUAUGAGGUAUUCGAAGACUUGAUUCGCAAACAAAGGCUGACACAGAAGCAGCUGGAGAAAAUAGACAUAGUUAUCAAUGGGGACAUGAACAACCCAUUUCACAAAGGAAAUCUGCACUCCAGAUUUGGAACUUUCAUUGGCCUACCAAUUGCAUUCACAUUCAACACUCCAGAGGAGGUCCCCAUGGACAACUAUCGGAUCGGACAAACUCUUACCAUUGAAGAUGGAACCCAAGAAGGCGCUGUCUUAAAAAAAUCCAUUAUUCUGGGAAAAAAUGCCGUGAAAUAUGCUUUGCUUCAUGAAUGUUUGUUAACGGAUAGUUACUACAUGCAAAUCAAAUUUGGUUUAAUUGUCACAUGUAUUAGUGGCUGUGCAACCUUUAUGUACACUAGUGCAACAAAAAUGAAAUUUCGAUCCGGAUUUCGGAUGUUGGCAACAAUAGUACCAGGUUGUCUAGUCUAUGGUUUAGUGCUUCUACAAUUUUGGUGUUUGUACAAACGAUGGAAGGAUGCCAAAGUGGAUGAAGAGGUAGCCGAGUUUGGUCAGGAUUAUGUUCUCGGAGGUUUAGAAUAUUACUCGCAGAUGGUACGACGAAACAAGGCAUUGUAUUACAUUAUGAAAGACAACACAAAAGAUUUUUUCACCUCAUCAGGGAAUGAGAAGGAACGGUUGCUGUGGAAUGACCGUGUUCCCGUUACAGCCAAAAGGGACUUCUUCAAAGAGAAAAUGGCUGACAUGAAUGAAACUUAGUGAUGUAAAAGACAAAUUAAUUAUAAUAAUAUGGAUUGUACAUGUACAUUGUAUAUUUAAAUCAGAUUAAAAGUUUUCAUUUUUA